Molecule: messenger RNA, 771 nt
Organism: Amorphotheca resinae ATCC 22711
Lineage: Eukaryota; Fungi; Ascomycota; Leotiomycetes; Helotiales; Amorphothecaceae
Exons: 4
Coding region: 1-771 (256 amino acids)
Biological process (GO): ubiquitin-dependent protein catabolic process
Cellular component (GO): proteasome core complex, alpha-subunit complex; proteasome core complex; nucleus
Source: RefSeq, a predicted model, not a curated record
AUGUCAAGAAGAUAUGAUUCCAGAACCACAAUCUUUUCGCCCGAAGGACGUCUUUACCAAGUCGAAUACGCACUCGAGGCUAUCUCCCAUGCAGGCACCGCGUUAGGCAUAUUAGCAAAAGAUGGCAUUGUUCUGGCGGCUGAGAGGAAGGUGACGAGCAAGCUCCUGGAGCAGGAUACCUCCGCCGAGAAGCUGUACAUCUUGAACGAUAACAUGAUCUGUGCCGUUGCAGGCAUGACGGCUGAUGCCAACAUUCUUAUCAACUACGCACGUCAAGCCGCACAACGGUAUCUCCUUACCUACAACGAAGACAUUCCCUGCGAGCAACUUGUUCGUCGACUAUGCGAUCUCAAGCAAGGUUACACUCAGCAUGGUGGUUUACGACCUUUUGGUGUCUCAUUCAUCUAUGCCGGCUAUGAUCCCCAAAGACAAUUCCAGCUGUACCAGAGCAAUCCUAGUGGUAACUAUGGUGGAUGGAAAGCUACGAGUGUGGGAGCGAAUAAUGCCAGUGCGCAGAGUUUGUUGAAGCAGGAUUACAAGGAGGAUUGCGAUCUGAAGGAGGCGUGUGGCAUGGCGGUCAAGGUCUUGAGCAAGACGAUGGAUUCGACGAAGUUGAGUAGUGAGAAGAUUGAAUUUGCUACUGUUGGCAAGACGAAGGAUGGCAGAAUUUACCACCACUUGUGGAAUGCCGAUGAGAUCACAGCAUUAUUGAAGGAGCAUGAUUUGGCCAAAGAUGAUACUGGAGCAGACGGGGAUCGCAUAACCAGUUAG